Funneliformis geosporum is the source of this 2117-nucleotide messenger RNA. The record is from the annotation of a GenBank genome assembly. NCBI's taxonomy places the organism in Eukaryota, Fungi, Glomeromycota, Glomeromycetes, Glomerales, Glomeraceae.
GUGAAGGUCCCAAAGAUUUUACCAAUUGUAAAUGAUAUUAAUGAAGAUGAAAUCGAAUUAUCCGAACAAGAUGUAGAAUUUUUCAAAGAACAUGAUCAAUUUACGAAAUUUUUAAAAGAUAUUGAUAAAGUAGCAUUACACAAGAAUAAAAUCCUCAAUAUCAAGAAAUCAUCUGUUCAAGCCGUGAAAAAUGAUAAAACUGAUCAAGAUUCUUUACCGUCGUUGACUUCUUCCGAUGAGGAAGGUGAUGAUGAAAUGAUAAUAGGAGGAGAUUUGAAUCAAGAGAAAAUGUACAUUUCUUCAGAUUCGGAUAUAGAACAAGAAUAUGAAAGGACCCCACGUUCUAAUAAAUCUUGGAUAUUUAAAGAACCAACAAAGCUUCCAAUUAAGUUGCCCGACGGAAAAAUCAAACAGCAAGAAGUCGUAAUAUGCGAAGAGAGAACUCCUUCUAUGAAAGAAGAUAAAAUCGAACCUUCCAUUAAUGACAUUGACGAACCGAACAACCUUGAUACUGAUGAUAAAAAAUCUCAGGUCUCAGAAUCUAUGCCAAGCAUAAAUAUUCCACAUCAAGAAUAUAUUAAUCAAAAGAAGGAGCAAUUGGCGGAAAUAGCUCAACGUAUAGUCGAAGAUCCAGAGAAUAAUAUCGGUCAGCUUAAAGCCAUGCGUGAAAUAGCUACUGAUAAGAAUUUAACUGUAAAAAGAUUGGCAAUAUUAUCUCAGUUUGUGGUAUAUAAAGAUAUAAUACCCGGGUAUCGGAUAAGACAAUUGACAGACAAAGAAAAACCGGCACAGGUAUCCAAAGAAGUUAAGAAAAUAAGAAAUUAUGAACAGGGCUUGUUGAGUAAUUAUCAAGCUUAUUUGCAGUCACUCGAAAGCGAAUUAAGAGGAUCUUUAAAUAUAACGGAAGAGAAAUCUGUUGCAAAUGAAGCAUUACAGUGCAUGUGUGGUCUUUUAACUUCUGUUACUCAUUUCAACUUUCGGCUGAAUUUGAUGACAGCAAUUGUUACGAGAAUGAGUACUCGCAAAUUUACAAAGGUGACCGCCAUGUGUUGUGAUGCUAUAAUUGAAGUAUUUAAAAAUGAUGAAUCUGGUGAAGCAAGUUUAGAUGCUGUAAAAUUAAUCACAAAGAUGAUUAAGUCUAAAAGUUAUGUGGUUCAUGAAGAGGUUCUUAAUACUUUUUUACACCUUCGGUUAAGAGAAGAACUUAAUAUAAAGAAAUCACAUGAAGAUGCUCAUUCCAAUAAAAAAAGAAAAUGGAAAAAACAAGUUCCUAAAAAACAUUUGUCAAGAAAGAUGAGAAAGUUGGAAAAGGAGAGAAAGGAGAUUGAAGUGGAGAUGAAGGAAGCCGAAGCAGUCGUGGAUUAUGAGGAAAAAGAGAAAAGACAUACAGAAACGUUGAAAUUGGUGUUCAUAACGUAUUUUCGUAUUUUAAAACAUGCCAAUAAAUCGCCACUACUUCUCUCUGUAUUGGAAGGGUUAUCCAAGUUCGCCCAUCUUAUCAACGUUGAUUUCUUUAACGAUUUGUUAGAAUUGCUGAAAAGGAUUAUGGUUGAUGAAACCAAGUUGGAGGACUCAGAUCCGGAAUUACUUUCCGGUCAAGGGGAAGCUCUAAAUAUCGACCUGAAAGAUUUUUAUACACAUAUGUAUACAAUAUUAAUGCCUCUUGCUUUGAAUCCAUACAUGGAAAAAAGUGUACAUGAACAAUUAAAUGUUGAUGAGGGUAAAGUUAGCAAUGCUACAUAUAUAUCAACGGAACAAGAGUUGCUAAUGAAAGGAAUUGACUUUAUACUUUUCAAGCGAAAACAGAUUCCAACUGAUAGAUCGGCAGCAUUUUUGAAACGGUUAUCAAUUGCUUGUAUGAAUUGGCCAAGUAAAACGGUUCUGAUAUGUUUAACUACGAUGGAAAAAAUGGUUCAGAGACAAUCACGAUUAGAUGCUCUUUUAUCAUCAGAUGAUAAAGCCGUUAAUGGAAUUUAUCGACCUGAAUUAAAUGAUCCUGAAUUAUGUAAUCCUUUUGCAACAAGUUUAUGGGAGUUGAAUUUAUUACAGAAACAUUAUGAUCCCAAAAUUCGAACUGCAGCAGUUCAUUUAGCAACUUUUGAAUCAAAUGUAGUAAA